AUGAGGAACACCAGCCAAAUCUCUAAGGCUCACAAAGGAAGCCAUAUAUGUAAGCUUCUCCUCGUAUCUCCUGUGUCUUUGGGCUUCUCUGUCCGCUUCCUCCGCCUGCCUAUUCCUCCUCCUCCUCCGUUAAUGAUGCAAAUUUCUCCCUUUUCCCAUCCCGUCUCAAGGUUCCUCCUGGAGAAACAUCAAGCAGAAGCCUCUAGCUGCAGGGCCGGGUUACCAUGGUAACCUUGCCUCCCAUCAGGACCCCGCUGUGCAUCUCCUUGAAUCCGCCACUCUGUGAGGCCUUGUGGAACUAAACUGCGUCUCUCUUGUCGCGUCUGUCUCUCUCCCUCUCUGUCAGUCUCACUAACAAGGAAGAUAAUAAAUUGGAGGCUGGGUGGGUGUGUUUGGUGGGUCAACGGUGAGGCCGGUGACUCUUGAAAGGGGGACAGGUGCCUCAGAGAUGGCUGAGCAAGCCAAUUCCUCCCCAUUCCCUCCAAAAUAUUUAUCAUGCACCUCCCUAAAUACUUCCCUUCUCUUCCCUUCUCCACAACAGCUUCAGGCCAGCCUCACACCAUCCAUUUAAAACAUCGCAAUACUUCUUUAGAUAGCCAUGGCUUCCCCCAAAGCAUUCUGGGAGCUGUAGUUUACUAAAGGUGUGGAGAAUUGAUAAGGAGACUCCGGUUUCCCUCACAGAACUGCAAUUCCUAGAUGGGUUUCAUAAGUCAUUCCCUCUUUGCAGGGAACUCUAAGGAUUAUAGCUCUGGGAGGGGAAUAGGAGGGUCUCCUUGACAUACUGCAGCUCCCCAAAUCCUAAUCUUCUGCCCCUCAGAAAGGGCUCUCAGAGCUGCUCACAAACACUUGAAUCGAGGCCGUCGCUGCCCACAGGCUUAUAGCCUAAAAGGCACGACACAAGAGGAAGAAGGGACAGGGAGGGAAGAGGAAGCAUAAACUGGCCCACCAUCACAGCUAGGUCACUUAAACAGCAAUAAACAUAAUGUCUGAAAUGGUUGGCUGGGGGUGCAUUGGUAUGGAGGUGGUUGGUUUUUGGACUUUGGCAAGAAAUUAGCUAUUGAUGGGGUGUGUGGGCUGCCUCGGGCAAAGUGUGCCCUCCAACUAACACCUAAUCUCUGUUUUCCUGCAGCUUUAAUUCUCCAGCGUCUGGAGCAAAAACACGCAAGCGCUGUUAACCCUUUCAUGCUCGGUUGUUUUAGCUGGCUAAUCCAGGACUAACGACUGGAGAGGCAACAGCUUUGGCACUGAGGGCUCCAGGUUUGGAGGGAGGUGCUUGGGGUGAGCCAGAAUAACAAGUUUAUUAUUUUUACUCCAUCCAUCUGGCUGGGUUGCCCAAGCUUGUACCCAUGAACUUGGGUCAUGUUUGCAAAAUUCCAAAUUGACGACAUUCCCUUCUGUCCAUGUGGAGCGAAAACCAAGAUUGAACUGAAAAUUUUGAAUUUUCGAUUGUUCUGUUUUGAACUGAAAAUGUCAAACUUAUGCAAGGAGGCGAGGCUGCUGGGAAGAAUUUUGUUUGGGAGUGACUGUGUUCCUCAGGGCUCAUUUAAAUAACAAUAAAAAAGCAAGCCCAAAAGCUGAGAUUUCAGCUGCAAUAGAUUAGCUAUGGGGUGUGGUUUUUUUAGUACAUUUGGCCCCAGGUCUUCAGUCAAAAAGGUUCCUUGAACAUAUUACAUACAACCAAUGAAAACAAGACAGUCAGUGCCUGUCGGCUUAUAAUCUGAAAAGGACACAGCACAAAAGGAAAGCAGGACAGAGACAGAAGAGGGGGAAAGCAAGAUUCUUAAAUUAACCAGUAUAAUGUACUACUUUUUUGUGGGAAAUACCUUGUACAAAGAAAUUGACCGUGGCUCUGACCCUCCAGAUAUUGUUGGGCUCCAACUUCCAUCAUCCCUGACCACCGGCUCUACUGGCUGGGACUGAUGGGAGUUGUGAUCCAGCAAACAAUUGGAGGGCCACAGGCUUCCCAACCUCUCCUCUGAAAGUGUAUUUAUUAUGAGAUCCCUGACUGGUUGAGGCAUGUCUAGUACAGGGGUAGGGGCACCUGUUGACCCUACAGAUGUUGCUGGACUACAAAGCCUAUCAUCCUUUAUCAUUGUCUGUGCUGGCUGGGGCUGAUGGGAGCUGGAGUCCAGCCACAUCUGGAGCGCCACAUGUUUUCCCGCUCCUGAUAUUGAGCAUACAUCCCUUCUGUCCUUUAAGCAUAGAAUUUAGGUUGGGUUGGACCAGAUGAUCUUUGAGGACCCCUUCCAACUCUACUUCUACAGUCAUAGAUCUGUAGCAUUGGAAGGGACCCCGAGGGUCAUCUAGUCCAACCCUCAGCAAUGCAGGAAUCUUUCACCCAACGCAGGGUUCAAACCCAUGACCCCGAGAUUAAGAGUCUCACGCUCUACCAACUGAGCUAUCCCAGCAGUGUUCAAUGUUCUACGAUUCUAUCGUCAUCCUUCCUUGCAAACUUGGUUUUCACUCUGCUCUGUAUUUGAAAGAAAAAAGGAAACAGGUGUUUCUUGGCCCUCAGUGCCGAAGCCACUGCCCUCUUCCUAAUCAAAUCCAGUUCUGACCGCUCUGCUUCUGCCUAAAGGCACUAAAAAUGUCCUUCUUCUCUUCCAGUGCCCGCAAGCGCCCGAUCCCCUACUACCGGCCCAGCCCGUCCUCUUCCAGCUCCCUGACGAGCUACUCCUACAGCCGCAGCCGCAGCCGCAGCUACGACAGCUACAGCAGCAGCCGCAGCCGGACUCGCACCCAGAGCCGCAGCCCAAGCUACAACAGCCGGAGCAGUUCUGAGAGCGCUGGGUUUUGA
Podarcis lilfordi (Lilford's wall lizard) is the source of this 2797-nucleotide messenger RNA. The record is from the annotation of a GenBank genome assembly. NCBI's taxonomy places the organism in Eukaryota, Metazoa, Chordata, Lepidosauria, Squamata, Lacertidae.